AAAAAAAUAAAACUCUCCAUCACUCUCUCUCUCUCUCCCUACGACGAACUCCGCUAUGUUCACUUUCUCUAGCGAACUCCUCUCUGUUCACUUUCUCCGGCGAACUCCUCCUCCUCUCUCUCUCUCUCUCUCUCCUGACGUUCAGAUCUGUUCACUUCCUUCUCUCUCUCACGUCCAGAUCUGUGAGAUUCACAUCCUCAGGCACUUUCAAAGACUCCUUCACACUCUCUCUCUCUUUCAGCUCCACAUCAGGCGAGGCGGGCGAUCUCAAGCAUGGCAGGCGAUCGAAGUAUCGAAUAUUCCACAAUGUGUUGGAGGAUGGAUUUCAUGAAAUAUUGACAAAAACUCAUUUGAGGUUAGGAGGACCUUCCUGGUGCAGUUCAUGUUGUUGUCUUUUUUAGGUGAAUUGAUUAUUUUCAUGGUUUUGCUAUACUUUAAUUGGUUUUGGAUUGAAUUUAUGUGGCUUACUUAAAUUAGUUGAAGUGUUAGCAGUUGAUUUAUAUUAUUAGUUGAAACUGUGUAAGUUUUGCAGCCUAGCAUGAGCCAAUUAUAAUGUAAUUGGUCAUUUGGUUUUUGAGUCUUAUUUAAUGUGUUAUUCAGUGUUCUAUUCGAUCAUUUGGUUUUGAAAUUGAGUAAUGUGUAAUACGAUUGUUCAUUUGGAGUAAUAUAUAUUUGCUUGGUGUUGAUAAAGUGAUGCUAGCAUAUUUUUAUGGUAGAAUAAUUGAAUUUGGAAUUUUAAUGCUUUUUUUAAAAUGGAAAUUUUUGAGCCAUUGCAACCAACUGUUUUUUUUCUUUGCAUUACUUUUCUGUUCCUGGGCUCAUUGAUAUUGUCAAGUUUACGGAAGAUUGUUGUUUUUUU
This is a messenger RNA of Ilex paraguariensis (yerba mate), 859 nucleotides long. Lineage: Eukaryota; Viridiplantae; Streptophyta; Magnoliopsida; Aquifoliales; Aquifoliaceae. The record is from the annotation of a GenBank genome assembly.